GCCUGACAUUUCCCAAAUCCUUGUCCUUUUUCGUCUUUCCACACACUGUCUCCUCUCGCUUGUCUCAAAUCUUCUUGCUCUGUUUCUCUUCCCUCUCUGAAAGGUCAAGAGAAUUAGAGAAACCCCUUCAAUCUCUGCCCCAAAAGCCAAAUCUCCCACAACCAAAUAGAAAACUCUUAGCAUUUAAGGUACGGAAGAUAGGCGAAAGGGUUUCUUUUAAUUCUACAAUAAAGUUCCUUCUCAGGGUAACGUAAGGUUUAGAAGUCAGGAAACUUCGCAGGUCGCCGAUCGAGGAUCGUUGUGGGGGUGUUAUCGUAUCGCUCUGUUUUCUUCAGAUUUACGUUGCUAUGAAGAGAAGUUGAUACGAAUUUUUGUCUUCGCGCGACAUCUCGUGAUAUUUAAAAGAUGGAUUCCGUUAAACCGUCGGCGGUGCCGACUCCUGCUAAAAGUAGACUGGCGCGCACUUUUGCCAAGGUUCUUCACCUUCGGAUGGCAACCGGAGUUGCUCCGGUCGAUGGAAACCAGAAGGUGAAGUCCGAAGACAAUGUUAGUGAAGAUCUGAAUGUUGUUGGUAAGGGUGGCAUGUCUCUGUCUUUUGACAAGGAUGAAGAGCUUGAAAAUAAGGUUGCCUUGGAAGCUCUUCUUGCCAAACUGUUUGCUUGUGUUUCAUCUGUUAAAGCCUCGUAUGCUCAGUUACAGUACGCUCAAUCUCCUUAUGAUGCUGAUGGGAUUCAAGCUGCUGAUCAAAUGGUGGUCUCAGAGUUGAUGAGUUUGUCUGAAUUGAAGCAGUGUUACUUGAAGAAACAGUUCGAUCCUUCUCCAGAGACCGCGAUGCUCUCGGCGGAAAUUCAGGAGCAAAAGAGUGUGGUGAAAACGUAUGAAAUCAUGAGGAAGAAGUUGGAAUCUCAGUUAAGGCUCAAGGACUCUGAGCUCAUAUUUCUCAGAGAGAAAUUGGAGGAAGAGAAGAAACAGAACAGGCUAAUUGAGAAGAGAUUGAACCAAAGUGGGCAAUUACAUGUCCUCGACAAUCUUCACCAUUCAGGCUUGUCUCCUAGCCAUUUUGUUACAGUUCUUCGGCACGCGGUCAAGUCGAUUCGAAGCUUUGUGAGGUUGAUGGUGGAGGAAAUGAAAUAUAAUAGCUGGGAUAUUGAUGCAGCGGCAAAUGCAAUUCAACCGAGUGUGGUUUAUUGGAAAGAUGAUCACAAAUGUUUCUCGUUUGAGUCCUACGUUUGUAGGCAAAUGUUUGACGCUUUCAACUAUCCAAACUUCUCUCUUUCUUUCCCAGAUAAGAAGAAGAUGGAUCACCAACUGUUCUUCCGGCAAUUCAUGGAAUUGAAAUCCGUGAAACCGAAGGAAUUUCUUGCUCAGAAGCCCAAAUCAACGUUUGCAAAGUUUUGCCAUGUCAAGUACUUGCGACUCCUUAAUCCCAAGCUGGAAUCCUCGCUUUUUGGUAAUCUAACUCAGAGAAACACGGUGAACGCCGGUGAAUUUCCGAGCUCUACAUUCUUUUCUUCAUUCACAGAAAUGGCGAAGCGGGUUUGGCUCCUACACUGCCUGGCCUUUUCUUUUGAUCCGGAGGCCUCCAUCUUUCAAGUUAGCAAGGGUUCUAGAUUCUCAGAAGUUUACAUGGAAAGUGUCGCCGAUGAAGUGUUCCUUUCGCCGGAAUCCGACCAUCAAGUGGCUUUCACGGUUGUCCCGGGCUUCAGGAUUGAUAAAACCGUCAUACAGUGUCAGGUCUAUCUCUCUCCAUUCCAAACCAAACGAUGAAGGUAGAUCCGAUCGAAUAACGAUCCACGGUAAUUAUCUAUUCGAAUUGUAAGCAAUUGGAUAUGAGAAAACUCAUAAAAUAUAUCUAUUUAGAUAAUUACCGAGAAUUUCAAUCCCAACCCGACAAUGGGCACAGGGACGAAUCAUUGGAACAACUGGACCACACGAAACUUUGAACUGGAGGAGGGAAAUGGCUUGCCAAGAUGCUGCGUUUAUUUGUCCAUUUGUGGCCAGUUUGGAAAAGGAAAGCGCGUGGGGGAUCUUUUACUAUUUUGGCUGUCCAAAAACAUCCCCUGCAAUUUUGUUAAUAUUAGGCUUUGACAGGGAUUGUCUAGCUGUUAUGCAUCAUUAGCAAACAUUGCAUCAGGUAGUAAUAAUAUAUGUACAUAAUAAUACAUCCCAGUUUUUUAAUAAUGUUUUAUAUUUUUCUUCAU
Molecule: messenger RNA, 2201 nt
Organism: Corylus avellana
Lineage: Eukaryota; Viridiplantae; Streptophyta; Magnoliopsida; Fagales; Betulaceae
Product: protein GRAVITROPIC IN THE LIGHT 1
Biological process (GO): response to red or far red light; negative gravitropism
Source: RefSeq, a predicted model, not a curated record